UCCAAAGCUCUGCGUCCACAACCGCAGUCGCCUUUUACGCACCAGCGAGUGGACAAUAGUGCCGGAAACCCGCUCUCCUUUCGCCCUACAUUGCUCAUAUUAUUAUUUAAUUAUAUUGGACUUACCUUUACAACAUUUGUGGAGCUACUCACUUGCUUUGGACUGCGCGCAAACGUCGUGCACAACGAAGAGAUGAAAUUUUUAUCCUGAAACCACAUAUUGCUAAAUGCUGCUUUAGAGUGAAGACGUGCAAGGCACCAGCCUACACAUGGAGUCCAGGGUUCCCCACCACAUCCCCGGAGUGUCCUCCUCCCUCAUAUCCCAGCCCCUGCUGGACAGUCGAGUGCCCUACGGCCGCCUGCAGCACCCUCUCACCAUCUACCCCAUCGACCAGAUAAAGUCCUCGCAUGUGGAGAACGACUACAUUGACAGCCCCGCUGUUGUCUCCCAGCAGCCACCGAGCCAGAAGUCCCUGAACCGAAGAAUCACUUGGCUUGGUCAAAAUCAGGAGGCCUUCCUGGGGGCAAACCACAACCAUCAUCACAAUCACCAACACCAGCACCACCAGCAGGGCAGGUGCGAGUCCCACCCUCACCAGGACACAACCACCCACCCUUGGAUUUCCUUCAGCGGGAGGCCCAGCUCUAUCAGCAGCAGCAGCAGCACCUCGUCUGAUCAGAGGCUCCUCGACCACGCUGCACCCACCCCAACGGUGGACCACCACCCAAACCUACACCCCAACCAGGGCCCCGUAAACACAAUCACUUCCCGAACUCCAGGCUGCUUCACUUCCUCUGAAUCAAAAGUCCUCACCUCCUCUUCCUCUGCUUCCUCCUGCUCCUCCUCCUCUAAAUCGCUGGACCUCAAGUCGGCAAAGAUGCCCACAGGAGGUGUGUGCACCACUGGAGGCCAGCAGGGGUUGGCGGUGAUUCCUUCCUCCCCAGCUGAGAAGAAGCACCUCCUCCUCUGCGAGCACUGCGGAAAGUGCAGAUGCACAGAGUGUACGCUCCCCCGAACCCUACCCUCUUGCUGGGUCUGCAACCAGGAGUGCCUGUGCUCUGCUCAGAGCCUGGUGGAUACAGCCACCUGCAUGUGCCUGGUCAAAGGGAUCUUCUACCACUGCACCGAGGAUGAGGAUGACGAGGGCUCCUGUGCUGACAAGCCCUGCUCAUGCUCCCAGGCCAACUGCUGCGCACGCUGGUCCUUCAUGGCUGCCCUUUCUGUUGUCCUGCCUUGCCUGGUUUGCUAUCUGCCAGCUACGGGCCUGGCCAAACUGGGACAGAAGUGUUACGACAAUGUUAGCAGGCCCGGCUGCCGCUGCAAGAACUCGCAGGGUGCACCUGUGUGUAAAAACGGAGGUGUGGAAGCAAAAGUUGGGUCGCUAGAGAAGCCGCAGCAGGGUUCAUGAUACUGGACCAAAUAGGCUGGCAAUGGCCUUUCUGAAAAUGGACAGGACCACACAGUACUUGCUUGCUCUCUAUGGAUAGGACAAUCCAACUCCAACCCCUUAAACUACCACAUUAAUCUGCUGGAAGAUGACUUAUGUAAAACAAAGGUACUUAAAUGGCUUCUUGACCUAUGGUUGAUAGGGUGGAUGAUCAACAGGGGCCUGAUCUGAGUGAGCUGGCUAAUAGGAAUAGCUAACAGGCCCUCUGAGGUGUUUUUUUUUGUAAGAGUGACACAGGAAGAAGAGACUAGAUUGUGGGACUGGUGUUUGUGUUGUUUUGCAAAGAUGGCUGAAGGCACAAAGUCAUUGUACCUCUCUGCUGCUCUGUAUUUCUCAGCUAAUUUUGUAACAGUAACUAACAAGAAGCUGGUUGCUGAUCCUCGGAUAACAUAAAUGUUACUUAAUGGUGAUAAACAUCUGUACACCCACACCCAGAAGCACAGCACAGUGUCCCUCUUUCUGAACAAAAACAAGUGAUUACCUAUACUGUGGCUUUAUGAUAGGCCACUUCAAGAGUGAAACUACCACUUUCUCACUCACUCUCUCCACUGUUAUGAUGAACACAUCUGUUAGUGGUACCAUUUUUUCUCUUUUAGCUUAAAGAUGCUAGCUUGGAAAUGCUAACAUUGUAUCUCUACAUUUUUAUCUCCCCAGAGAAGCUGUAAAACCAACCCAUUUGAGACUUUAGAAUGAUAAUAAUUUCCCAUGGUUCUCACUCUGUCUUGUGCAAAAGCAGUUGUACUGCAAGUCCGAAAGCGAUAAUCACUUUAGAGUGUGUUUCCUAUUUUUGGGGAGGUGAAGCCCAGACCUUCUAAAAUAUUUUGAAUGCUGUUCACCAAUCACCUCAGAGGUAAUGCAUGUCAUGACCUGCAUGCUCUAGUCUAAUGGUUACCCACCGUGCUAGAAGUCGAUGUGUUGUAGAGAAACGUGUGAAAAAAAGUACACCCAACCUUCUCAGGGACUGUUAUAGUAAUCCUCUCCAGAACUUGGCCUACAGCAUGUUGAUUCCUAAACUGCCUAAGAGCCUGGUCUACUUCCUCUUUGCACAAGAAGGCAAAGAAACAUUUAGGGGCAAAAAGGCAAUAGUGAAUAAUUUAAAACAAGUAAGCUAAGUGAGAGAGAAGCUGGCCAGAAGAUAAUAUUUUCGGAGGAGAGGGGUUGCAACUGAUAGAGAGCAAAUAGGGGGAGAGAAGGCAUAGCAAAGUUGUUGUUGUGUUAAUAUCUAGUCAGCCUUUGUCAAAAUCAAACCUGCCACUUGCACAACCUUUUUAGGAAGACGCAACCUCCUAAAAGGAUGUACUAAAGCACAGUAUUAACCACCUCAGCUAUCUCACAUUACGUUUUUCAUGCACUACAUUUAGUUAGUCCACACACCCCAGCCCACCUCUACACACACACACACACACACACACACACACACACACACACACACACACACACACACACACACACACACACAGUGUCUUCAUGAAAGUCUUAUCAUUAUGCUGCAUAGCUGCGUUAAUCAGAUAGUCUGUCUUUUAUUCUUAAAGUCUAUUUUUGUGGCUUGCAUGACAUUCUUAGGACUUUGCCAAAGGAAGCUAACAUACAGUAGCUUGUUUUUCACUGUCUGAGUGAUCACAGUUGUUAUGCACUCUUGCCAAAUGGAGUUGACGGCAGUUGGUUCUUAAAGGAAUGCUGCCCUUUAAUACAGAUGGCCUUUUCUGUUUGGCAUAAAGGCAUACUGUCUUUGUUGCUUCAUAAGACACACCUCUCUUUCAUGUUGGACCCUUAACUUCCAUUAGGGCGCCUAACUUUGCUCAUACCUGUAUUUGUCUUGUUGCACAAAGCUGAUUUCACACAGGAAAAAAAGGAAAGAAAAAAACACACUGUCCUUAGUCUUGAAUGUAUGAGGCAAUAUUUUCAAAACCUAGCAAUUCAGUCUGAGAGAAAGGUGCCAAAACUGAGAAUGAUUAUGUGACUGGGCAAAGGCCUAGUAGUUGUAGCUGGGCGACAAAAAUCACAAAUGUUUUGACAAUAUAUUUAGUAAUAGAGCUAUGCAGGUGAAAUGUUAUUUGCUGUAAAUAGUUUCACAACAUUUGUGUUCUUUAGAAGAGACUUUUAAAUGUCCUUGAAAGAUUGCAUGGUACAUUAUAACUACAAUUCAGUACAAAAUAUAUAGAGAAUAUAUUAGAUAUAUAUUUUGAGGGUAAGAUUAAGAUGUUUUUGAGGUUGUAAGAGAAAGAAAAGAGAGAGGGGGGCGAGAGGAAGGUUGACAGAAAUGACAGGUCUUUCUAUCACUAGCACUUGAUUUAGAAAAGUGUGCCCAGCAAUAAAAAAGAAAACAAAAGACAAACUCCUGCUAUUUAUGCUAUCCAUGGCUCAUUAGCAGUCGAGAGGCUAAGCUAAUUCCCUGGUUCCUCUCCGAGUCCUAAAGACUGUGGACUCAUUGAAUCCACACAGAGAACACAAUCUAACCCUAUCCGGAUCAACCCAUUUCCUGCUGUUACUGCUCAGUGUCUCAGCUCUCCCCCCUCUUUUUGCUUUUUUGCUUUUCCCCCCUUUCUCUCUUCCCUCUCCUUCCUCCCUGAGAAAUUGUCCAACAAACACCCCUGGCCUUGAUUGACAAACACAGCUGCCGUGCAUAAACUUGUCAUACCACAGAGACGGGAGAGAAAGACUAUCUCUCUUUCUCUCCCUUUCUCACUUCUCUCAAGUUGUAUUCUGUGCCAUCUUUUUAACCAGCAGACCUCUUUUUUUUCAAAAAUCGCUGCCUUUCUUUUCUUUUACUCCUCAGCUCUGUCACUGCAAGAGUAAUGUUUUUCACAUGUUUCAUGUUAGCUUUAUACUUUUACAUGUUCUCGCUAGCCUGUUCAAGGUGGAAUAAUCACCAACGACGACUAAAAACAACGAUUAAAGGUUUUUUUAGUCUUUCUUUUUUUCCCUUUUUCCUUAGCUACAAUGCUGUGACUUUUACACACACCAAUGUGUCGCUCAUUUGUGGGCACAAAUGUUUUAUUUCCAACCCAUACAAGAGGAAAAGUCUCAUACAGCUGGGUGAUGCUACUCCAUUCUUUUAUGCCUUUGCAAUGUCAAUGUUGAGGAUUAAGAACAAGAUCUGUGCUUUUGUUUUGUUUAGAUAUAACAAAAAGAAAAAAAAUCUCUCAUAUAAAAGGUUCCCUUUAUAGAUAUAUUUAUUUUGAAGUUCUAUUUUAUAUAGUAUUUAUUUAGAUGCCAACUUUUUGUUUGUGAAGAAAGCUUAUGUCGAAAUGGAAUGUACAUUGACAAUGGAAAUAUAUAUUGUUAAAUAUA
This is a messenger RNA of Micropterus dolomieu (smallmouth bass), 4738 nucleotides long. RefSeq names its product sprouty homolog 4 (Drosophila) (gene spry4). The record is from RefSeq and is a predicted model, not a curated record. The transcript has 2 exons. Gene Ontology annotation, biological process: negative regulation of MAP kinase activity; negative regulation of fibroblast growth factor receptor signaling pathway; animal organ development. The coding region runs from base 269 to 1408 and encodes 379 amino acids. Gene Ontology annotation, cellular component: membrane; cytosol. Lineage: Eukaryota; Metazoa; Chordata; Actinopteri; Centrarchiformes; Centrarchidae.